Molecule: messenger RNA, 5487 nt
Organism: Closterium sp. Naga37s-1
Lineage: Eukaryota; Viridiplantae; Streptophyta; Zygnematophyceae; Desmidiales; Closteriaceae
Source: the annotation of a GenBank genome assembly
AUGCCUACUGCUGCUGCGCAGUCGCACUCGCAUUGGAUUGACGCGGAAACCGUUUCCGCGGUGCCUUCGCAAUCCUCCGGCGUCGACGCUGCUUCGACUCCGGCAGAGGAAUUCGGGGCGGCACGAGCGGACGCGGAAAACGCGGAUAUUGGGAUCCACGCGCCCGAGGCAAAGGAGGCCGAGGAAGCCGAGGGAGAGAGAGGAGUGAGCGGAGGAGAAAGAGACCCUCACGACGCGGGAAACGCGGGCGACGCGGACGACGCGGGAGACAAGGAAGAUUCCAGAGACGGAGUGGAGGAGCGGGAGUGGAUGAAUGGGACGAGUGUCGAAAUCGAAGGAGGGCGAUUGGGGGAUGCGGGCGGCCGUGAUGUUGACGCGGACGAGGAGCAUGCUGACGUGGACAGCGAAGGCGCCCAAUCGGACCACGAAGAAGGCGCGGCGGAGGGGCAGGUGGAAGAGGUAGAGGCGGAGGGUGAAAAGCAGAUGGACGAGGAGGGAGAGCAGGAAGGAGAAGAGAGAGGAGAGGGAGACGGGGAGGAGGCGGAUGAGGAAGGAGAGGAAGGAGAGGAAGGAGAGGAAGGAGAGGAAGGAGAGGAAGGAGAGGAAGGAGAGGAAGACUUGCUCGCCAUUCCUACGGACGACAUUGCGGGCCCCAUCGACUUGCUUGACCGCGUUGAUUGCGUUGACCCCGCUGACUCCGUGCGCCGCGACUCCGUUCACCACGUUGACCGCGUUGACCGCGUUGACUGCGUCGACCCGAUGGACGGCAUGGGAUGCCUCGACGGGUUGGAAACGCGCUGCCUCGCGGAUUUCGAGGACAUGCUGCCCGCAGGCGACGCGCUCGACAUGCUGGGCGACGAUUGCCUGUUGGCGCUGGGCGCGGGUCUCUUUGCGGACGACCUCUCUUCGCUGCUGCCCAUGCCGCCGCAUCACCCCUCUUGCCAUGCUAAGCCAUCCUCCUCCUCUGCCCCGGGCGCUUCCGCCCACUCCGCGCGCGCUCCCCCGCACGCUGCGGCUGUGGCGGGCAAGACGAGGCGCGCGCCUCACAGCAGCGCCGGCCUCCGGAGGAGCGCCAAGGGCGGGAGCUAUGGCAGUGACAGCGGCAACGGCAACGUCAAGAGAAGUGGCGGAUUUAUGGCGAUCUCUGUGGCUCGAAAAGAUUUGAUUUGCGAUCAAGAUGGGCAUUCCGGAAGCCCUAUCUCCACACUUGCUCCUCUGCACUCCUCCUACUCUCUCCCCUCCCCCUCGUCCCCCCGCUCCCCGCCCGCCUGCUCCCCUUCCGCCCGCUCCCCUACCGUCCGCCCUCCCUCCCCCUCCCCGCUUGACCGCCUCUUGCUCUCCCCCAUCCCCGGCAAACGGCCGAGAUCUCACCGCCCCAUCGCUCGUGGGCGAACCUGGACCGUUGAUCUGCUGAACGAUCUGCUCCAUCCGACGGAGGAGAUUUACGCGCCAGAGCACGAAUGCGACGAGCAUGUGUUGUUAGACCAGGCGCAGCAGCAGCAGCGGCAGCAGCGGCAGCAGUGGCGGCAGCAGCAGGAGCAGGAGGAGCACGAGGAGCAGGAAGAAGAGGAGGAGGAGGAGGAGGAGGGGCAGGAGUGGGAGCAGCAGGAGCACUCGCGGGUUCGAGCUUAUAACGGGUAUUUCCGCGCGAGCAAGCAGCACGGCGCGUCCGCGCAGAGUGGAAGGAACAGGAAGCACAAAAAGGCGCAGUCGGAGCAGAGGGGGGGCAGGCAGAAGGGCAAGGGGCGGCCGCCUUACACGGGGAGACCCAGAGGUCGCCCUUCUAAAGCCGCCAUUGCUGCCCGAUUGGCUGCUGCUGCUGUCGCUGCAGCAGCAGCAGAGGCGGAAGCAGCGUCGGCAGCUGCAGGAGCUAAGGCUGCUGCUGGUGGUGCUGGUUUUGCUGCUAGUUAUAUUGUGCCUAUCCUCUCGUCCCCCCUGCAAAGAAACUCCCCUGCUGCUGCUGCCGCUGCUGGUGGUGCUGCUGGUGGCGCUGCUGCCGAAGCGUCUGGAAGGCUGAAUGCGACAAAACGCCACAAGCCGUCCCCUCUCUCGCGGCUGUCAGUCUCAAGCUCAGACCGGAGCGCCAGCACCGUUUCCUAUGGCCCGGAUUUCUGUUCCGGGCAGGUGGAAUCUGUUUUUCAGCUGCCCGAAAGCGCGGUCGCGGCGGCCAAUGGCGUUGUGAAAACGGCAGCGGGCAGAGAUUUGGGAGCAGAUGGGGUACCGUGUGGUUCCCUGUCGUCAGCUCUGCCGAGUCUCUCUGGGGCUUCGUCAUUGGCUGGCGAAAUUGGUAACCUGGCGGCAGAACUGAAGUCGUCAGCUGACGGUACUUCCUCUGCUGCUGCUGGUGGUGCUGCUGCUACUGCUUCUGCUGAUGCUGGCGCCCCUGCCGGCGCUGCUGCUGCUGCUGCGGCUGCUGCUGCUGGCGAUUCUUCUGCUGCAGCAGCAGCAGGGGCGGCGAGCGCUGGUGGUGGUGCUGCUGCUGGUGUUGUGCGGCGCUGCCUGCACUGCUCCGUGACCAAAACCCCGCAGUGGCGAGCCGGGCCGUAUGGGCCUAAAACCCUGUGCAACGCGUGCGGAGUGCGGUACAAGUCCGGGCGGCUGUGCGCGGAGUACCGCCCCGCGAAUUCCCCUGAAUACGUGGCGGAAAAGCACUCGAACUCCCACCGUCGGAUCGUGGAGAUGCGGCGGUCUGUGAUCGCCACGUGGCAGCAGCUGCGGCGGGUUGGGGACGGGGGCGAGGAGGAGGGGGAGGAGGGGGAGGGCGUGGGAGGGGGAGUGGGAGGGGAGGGGACGGUGUGGGAGGAGGAGAGGAUGAAAGGGAGGGUGAGAGAGGUGAAAGUAGAAAGGGGAGAAGCUAGUGGGGGGGUGAGUGAAGGGGGAGAGGGGAGUGAGGGGGGUGAUGGGGUUUUGACUGGGGAAGGGAGUGAGGGGGGGUUGGGAGGGUUUAAGGGGACGGAGGGAGGGUUGUUGUCUCCGUUCUUUGAGUAUCGAUGCCAGUAUAAGAAGGGAGGAGGGAGGAGGAGAAAGCGAGUGGUGGAGGAGGAGGAAGAGGAGGAGGAGGGGAGGAGGGAGUGGGAGGAGGAAGGGGAGGAUGAUGAGGAGGACAGGGAGGAGGAAGAGAUGGAGGAAGAGUGGGAGGAGCGAGAGGAGUGGAAAGGGGGGAGGGAAGGGAGGGAGAGGGAGGGGAAGGGACCGAAGCGGAUGCAGAGGCUCGGCAAGGGCCAGGGGCGAGAGCAGAGGUUCGGGGGAGGUAGGGGCGGGAGGCGUAGGCUGGGGCAGGCGGGGGAGCAGAGCGCGGGGCAGAAGGGGGUAGAGAGGGAGGGGAAUGGGGAGGGGGAAGGGCGGGGGAACGGGCAGGAGCAACUGGGGUCGGUUUCAUCUGCUUCUGGAAAGGGACGGAAAUUUACUGGUCCGAACCAGGGAGGUUCGGACCAGGCAAGAACCGCAAAUGCUGUUGAGAGAGGAGGAGAAGGUGAAGGGGAGUGGGCGGGGGAGGGGGACGCGGAAAAAGCGGAGAGGGAGGGCGGGCGGAAGGGGAAUGCAAGGAGGUUGGGGAAGCGACUGGAAAGGGGGGAAGGGAUGCAGGGGGAGAAGGGGGGAUGGAUGAUUGGGGAGCAAAGAGAAGGGGAAGGUGCGGUGGGGAAAGGCAAGGAGGGGAAGGGCAAAGAGGAAGGCGGCAAGGGGGGGAAGGGCAAGGAAAGUGGCAAAGAGGGAGAGAGAGAGAGUAGGGGCUGGAAAAAGAGACGCGUUAUUGAGGGACCCGAUUGUAGUGAGAGUAUGAUUGGUCCUGUCGGUCAUUCAGGAAAGAAAAGCAGGCUCGCCGAUGUGACUAUGAUGGAUGUGCCUGUAAAGGAGGUGGCUCUGUUUGCGACGGGUAAGGGUGGGCGGCUGAGAGUGAGGAGGGAUGUGAGGAGGGGAGAGGUGGACGGUCCUUUGGUGGUGCAGGUGGUAAGCUCCGUCAUCCCUUCCAGUAAGAAGAGUGCAAAGAGGGGAUGGGAGAGCAAGGGCAGUGUGAGCAAGAGAGGGGUGUGCAGGGGAGCAGGUAGCAAGGGGGGAGAAGGGGAGGUGCAGAGGCUGGGAGUUGGUGGGAAGUGCAAGGCAGGAGGAGGUAGGGGAAGCGGGAAGAACACAAGACACGAGGAUAUUCCCGCUGCUGCUCCUGCUUCUGCUGCAGCUGGUGGUGGUGGUGCUGCUGCUUCUGCUGCGGCUUCCUCCGGCGCAAGCCUGGGCGGAGGAGUGAAGGUGCGGUUCUCGCUGAGGAAAGUGCCCGGACAUGGAGUGGGGAGCAGGGGUAAACCCAUGGCUGCUGCCACAGUCAAGCCUAUUAGCUGCGCUACAGGCAAGCCGGCAAGUGGGGCUGCAGGUAACACUUCCAGUGGACUUGUGAAGUGUGAGCAUUUGAGGGGGAGACUGGCAGGGCAUGAGAUAGAGCAGGGCUCACUGCAGCAGAAGGAGGAGGAGCAGCAGCAGCAGCAGCAGGUGCUUUCGCCUGGCAAGAACUCGGCUGUGAAUGUACCUGUUGUUUCACCUGAGCUGACACCUGAAGCCAAGCUGUCCUCUCCAGUCCCUGUCACCCCUGUUGUGGUGGCAGCAGUUGUUGCUGCCACUGUCAAGAGAGGUGGUGUGGCAAUCCCAGCAGCACCCACAGCUUCAACCCCAGGAGCAAUCCCAGCAGCAGCCCCAACUACAGCAGAGCACUCGGCACUGUGCCCUGUUUACUCCGGUGCGCUAACAUCCGAGUCCAUCCUCCUCCCCACUGACCCUGCUUCACUACAAGCUGCUUCGUUAGAAGCUGCACCGCUGCCGCUACUGCGGCCGAGCUGCGGCGAAGCAGACUGCCUGCUGCUGGUGAGCUCGUGCGCAGCACACGGUGCUGAAUCCAUUCUCCUGCCGCCCCUCCUCACCCCAGGAGCAAUAGCCCUCAACGCAGGGAGCACCGACCCUCUCACAAGCAGCUUCGUAUCAGGGAGGGUGGAGCUCCCACAAAACCCUGAAAGGUUUGAGCUCCCCAACAAUCCCAAAGGGUUAGAGCCGGAGAUGGAUGUAGUGCGAUUGGAGUGUGAGCUGCUGCGGGUGCAUGUGGGGUUUGAGGCUCAUGGGGAGAGUGCAGUGGAGAGCAGCGUUGUUCCUCCCAAUGCCAAGCCACCAGUGGCACGGGCUUGCGGGGCAACGGCAGCAGGAGGGGUGGCAGCAGCAGGAGGGACUGCGAUUGCGAGCGGAGUGGUUGACAGCAUGGCAGACAGGAGGGGAACGGAUUCCGAGACUGUCCUUUCGGACCUCAAGCCUGUUGCUGCUGCUCCCGCUCCUACUGCUGCUGUUCCUGCUGCUGCGCCUCCUCUUUCUACCGGUGGUACUGGUGGUGCUGCUGGUGCUGGUAAUGGUGCUGCUGCGGCGGCAGCGGCUGCGUCAGUGCAGUCUAGUCUUGGUGGAGGGGGCUGCUCUAAUGGCAUCUCGUCCACGUCCAAUUUUGUUGCAGCGUCUGCUUAG